Penicillium longicatenatum is the source of this 810-nucleotide messenger RNA. RefSeq names its product SDR family NAD(P)-dependent oxidoreductase. Bases 1 to 810 code for a protein of 269 amino acids. The record is from RefSeq and is a predicted model, not a curated record. The transcript has 4 exons. Gene Ontology annotation, molecular function: oxidoreductase activity, acting on the CH-OH group of donors, NAD or NADP as acceptor. Lineage: Eukaryota; Fungi; Ascomycota; Eurotiomycetes; Eurotiales; Aspergillaceae.
AUGACACAGUCAUUGCGCUUACAGGAGAAGGUUGCCAUUGUGACCGGUGCUUCUUCGGGCUUAGGUCGAGCUAUCGCGAUUUGCUUUGCGCAAGAGGGUGCCAAAGUAGUCUGUGCUGAUUUGACACCAACGGCCCGUUCUCAGGAGGAAGCUGGAAUUACGACACAUGGUUUAAUUAUCCAAGAGGGUGGACAGGCCGUCUUUGUGCAAACAGAUGUCGGUGAUGCCCCUCAGGUGGCGGAUUUGGUCAAGAAAGCUGUGGAGGUCUAUGGAAGACUCGAUAUCCUGGUUAACAACGCAGGAAUAAGCAUUGAGGCACGGCUCCCUGCGGUUCUCCAUUUGACGGAUGAAGCAACAUGGGACACGACGAUGCGAGUAAAUGUGAAGUCGGUUUUCCUUGGCUGUAAAUACGCCCUUGCACAGAUGCUGUCACAGGAGCCACAUGCUUCAGGGGACCGAGGAUGGAUCAUCAACAUCUCGUCGAUUAUGGGCAUGAUUGCGGGACCGGAGAAUCCCUCUUACUGUGCAUCUAAAGGCGCUGUUAGCCAGCUCACGCGGCAGAUCGCCUUGGACUAUGCUCCGCACAGAAUCCAUUCUAACGCACUUUGCCCUGGAUACACUCAAACCGCUAUCUUCAAAGAAACGACUACGAAUCUUACACCUUGGGAAGAUCUCAAUCGCCGACACCCGUUGAAAGGCCCCGGUUUCCCUGAAGAUAUUGCCAAAAUGGCUGUUGUUUUGGCAAGUGAAGAUGCUAGCUGGGUCACUGGAGUAUGCUUGCCUGUGGAUGGUGGAUAUACUGCUCGUUAA